UGUUACGUCAUUAAUAUGGCUACCUGACAUGGUGCUUGAUGGUGGUACGGCAGUGUUUUCGUGACAUAAUUUAACACGUUCUUUGAAAUUAAAAUUUGAAGAAACAGCUCAGCUUUACCCAACCACCUGCCCAGUCAUGCCUAGAUACGAGCUAUCCCUGAUCCUGAAGGUGAUGCAGAGACCGGAGACCGCGGCAGUCCUGCGCCGUACAGUCGAGACCUUGAUGGAGCGAGGAGCUGUGGUACGUGGGUUGGAGAACUUGGGCGAGAGAACGCUUCCCUAUAAGAUCUCCAAGCAUAACUUACGCCAUACGCGAGGCGGAUACUUCCUAGUCGAUUUUCACGCUGCACCGAGCAUCCUCCCUGGAUUGCUGGAUCACCUGGAACGGGACGUGGACGUGGUGCGGCCCACAGUGUUGAAGAAAGAGACUCAAGCCAUACGAGCGAAUUGCUGCGGCCCACCCCCUGCAGAAGUCAAGGGCACCACAGCACAUCCCAAAUAAGAGUGAGAAUAACCAUGAUCCGUCACAAACCGACUGGAGGGGUGUCCUCUUUGAUGACC
Messenger RNA from Megalops cyprinoides (Indo-Pacific tarpon), 561 nucleotides. It is a transcript of the gene mrps6, whose product is annotated as mitochondrial ribosomal protein S6. Gene Ontology annotation, cellular component: mitochondrial small ribosomal subunit; ribosome. Gene Ontology annotation, biological process: translation. The coding region runs from base 137 to 502 and encodes 121 amino acids. The transcript is spliced from 2 exons. The record is from RefSeq and is a predicted model, not a curated record. Gene Ontology annotation, molecular function: small ribosomal subunit rRNA binding; structural constituent of ribosome. Lineage: Eukaryota; Metazoa; Chordata; Actinopteri; Elopiformes; Megalopidae.